AAGGCGACUGAAGUUUCGUAAGUCCAAUACGCCAACUGUUAACGACAUAUUUCCUUAGAAUCAACUGAGAUGAGCUCGGGAGACAAACAUAUUAUUCACAAAAGAUGUUCCGGAUACCAGAUGUCGCAAAUAUAAAUGCAAACUCUAAGAUAGUUAAUGAGACAAAAGAGCGAAAUAAAAAUAUUUCUGCAAAUCUGUAGUUUCCUCAACAUCACAAGCUUGUCAAUCUACGAAUCACGAAAGCGACUAAAGUUUUGAAAGUCCGAUACAUUAAUUAGACAUAUUUACUAAUUAGACAUAUUUAUUAAUUAGACAUAUUUAUUAAUUAAACAUAUUUUCUCAGAAUUAACAAAAAUCAGAAUUAAUUACUGACCGACGUAUAUUCUUAGAACUUCGAGAUAAUCUCGAAGCGCGGUUCGGAGGACAAGCAUAUUAUUCGCAAAAGAUAUUCCGGAUAUCAGACAUCGUCGGGAGCUAUCGACGUUCACCUUAUCGCGCGCUGUUCGAUUUCUUAUCAUGCAUUCCGCGCCCUUCCGCAUUUCACGGUCGUGGAAAGACGACAGCAGAAGUCACUAGAUUUCGGACGACACGAGGGGAGUCGCUGCUCCUCUCCUCCUCCAUGUCAUCGUAACUGUCGCCGUCGGCACCGUCAUUGUGAAUCGUCGCGUGAACGUGCAGAAGAGGGGACAGGGUUAAGGGACCAAACGGGUUGUUCGAACGCCGCGGCUUCCACGAGGGACUUCCCGGUCGCGUUCGGUUUUUCGUUUAAAAGCGGACGCGGUAACACGACGCCUGUCCAGUUCACACAUUUCACACGCGCUGUGUAUAACGGUGUCAAUCACCAUGAGAUCGUCCUCUCAUCUCGUCGCGCCCGCAUCGAGCAUCCUGCUGCUCCUCUUCGGCGUCCUCCUCGAGCACACGGUCCUCGCCUCGCCCGUCCAACGUGCAAACCGCGCCGAGUGCCCGAGGAUCGUCAGUCGGGAGGAAUGGAAGGCCAGGAAGCGCCUGGACUACCAGCUACUGCCGGUGACACCAACGCCGUACGUGGUGAUCCACCACGGGGGCAUACCCAAGUACUGCACGGAUCAAGAAUCGUGCUCCGCGAUCGUUCGGUCUUACCAAGAUCUCCAUCUUGACGAUCGGGGCUGGUGGGAUAUCGGCUACAACUUCCUUGUUGGCGAAGACGGCAACGUCUACGCUGGUCGCGGCUGGAACUUGGUCGGCGCCCACGCACCUGGAUAUAACACGCAGAGCAUCGGCAUAUGCGUUCUAGGAGACUUUAGUGAUUUUCUCCCGAACUCGGCCGCCCUGAAGGCACUGAACGAGUUGAUAGCCUGCGGGGUUUCACUUGGCAAGAUAAACGACAAGUAUAACGUGAUCGGCCAUCGGCAGACGCGAGUAACAGAGUGUCCUGGCGAAUCCUUCUACAAGUACGUGACAGCUCUUCCUCGUUGGACUGCGCAUCCGAUACCGAUUCGUACAAACUUCACCACCACCACCACCACUACGACGACAGAGGCAACGGAGCCAAGAGACAAUAAUGUGGAGGAGAAACAUGGCAAACUCGCCGCUUCAUGAUGACUCUUCCAGGUCACUCUCACAAGACAGACCAAAUUUAUGCUAAAUGCCACUACCCAGUGCAAAAUGAAGACUUGACAGAACAACAAGGGCUCGCAGGUAUCACGUCGACGAGAUCUCGGUCUUGUUGCAAGGCGCUCACACGUGAUCAUAGCUAAUUUUUCUAUUAUUUUCUUUUAUUUUUUAUUUUUUUUUAACAAGCUGUAGACUUGAUAAAAAAAAAUAGUCGGAUUCAUACACCAACUGGCAUAAUAGCCUUGAUAAAUCCUGUACAAUUAUACUUAAUACCUAAUUAAGUUAGUAGUAUCUUCUAAUCGUACAUUCGGUUGUUAAACGCUUUUUAUUAAUGAAGUUGCGUUCGCGCGCUUUUUAUUAAUGAAGUUGCGUUUGCGCGCUUUUUAUUAAUGAAGUUGCGACGUUUCAACUUGUCAGAAUUCUCAGGCGCCUUUAAAGCAUCUUUUAGAAGUUCGUGCAUAGUUUGGGUAAAUAACAAAUCUCAAUUAUGUACGCGAUCAGACAAGCCCGACGACCAGUCGCAUAACGUGUUGAGACUAUUACGUCGGUCUGUAUGUAUAGCACUGUUGUAAUUUUAGUGCAAUGGCACUAUUAUAUAUCUCAGUAUGCUAGAUAUUGAAUAACCGUUGCUACCUCUUGCUACACGCUCGUUACGAUAGGUCCUGCUCGCUGACGGAACGUAACGUCGUCCUUCGGGCCAUUCGUUUUACGGAAAACGGUUCUCACAGUCCCGUGAUUCCCCAGUGUCCCAGAUUCCCAGCGCGUCACGUGCGCGCUUAACAUCAAUAACACAUAACAGCGACUGAGAUCUAUGUCGCGAGUGAAACUUGCUAAUCGAAGCCGGCGCGUGUCGUCGAAAUGAUGCACAGUUCAUCGCAAAAGUCGACGUGCGUUCCCGUACUUGCGUGCGCGCCGCCGCGUUUUGACAAACGAGAUCGAUGUCCCUCAUGUGUAUGUUCGCGUGCUCGAGCCGUAUCUUUACGUGUACCCCGCGAACUCGCGGCUUUCGCGUUUAAUUACUUCAUUAUGAUAAUUGAAAGAUCACCGUGCGACGUGAUUCUUCCUAACGAAACGAAUUCCAUCGCGCGCGCGCGCACGUACUAAUAAUUAUGCAAAAAAAGUGUAAAUUAUGAUCAAAUCAUGUUUUAUUUAUGGACACCGAAACGAUUGCGGCAUGUGCGGAAGGAAUCCGUAGAACAAAGAUUGACUUUCACAAGCGAUUUCGAACAACGUAAAUCAUAGACAUGAGUCUGCACGAAAGACGACGUUUCUUGCUGAUCAUUGGCAGUCUUUUCCUCGUCAGUGCGAAAUACUAUCUAACUAUAUUUAAAUGAUUGCAAGUAGCAAACUGAAGAAAAAAGAAAUAAAAUAUUAAAUUGUCGAUUAAUCAUAAUGAUCGAUCGUCUCUCUCGGGAACGUGUGUUAUUAAGUGCGAUUCUGCGGGAGUCGAAUCGAUAAGAUAUCGCGUAAUAUAACGUGACACAUUUGCUGCCUGGUAUGCGUUUAUAAUGUCUUUUUUCAAACAUUCCUUAUGGAAAAAAAUGCGAGGAAAAAACAGCCAGACUCUCCGGCGAGAUUCUGUAGCGCGUUUCGCCGUUCGAGCAAAUCACAUCGAACGAUCGGCUUCGAUCGCGCGAGCUUAUUUAUUGACUAAUUCUCACAAAUAAUGAUUAACAGAUCAGACUGCUUGAUCGACUCGUUAACGCUCCUAAAAGAGCUUGUUCCUCUUAAGCAGUACAAACGAUUAUUAGUGACGUUGCGCCACGGUUAAUUGCAUUUAUCAGUUUUUGUCCAUUAAAGUAGAAUUAAACAGUAUUCCAUAGAUGUAUGUAAUAUCUGUAUACGAUUGACGAUAAAAUAAAUAUGUAUUGUAGAAUA
Messenger RNA from Odontomachus brunneus, 3471 nucleotides. Its product is annotated as peptidoglycan-recognition protein SC2-like. The transcript is spliced from 3 exons. The coding region runs from base 844 to 1578 and encodes 244 amino acids. Gene Ontology annotation, molecular function: zinc ion binding; N-acetylmuramoyl-L-alanine amidase activity. NCBI's taxonomy places the organism in Eukaryota, Metazoa, Arthropoda, Insecta, Hymenoptera, Formicidae. Gene Ontology annotation, biological process: peptidoglycan catabolic process. The record is from RefSeq and is a predicted model, not a curated record.